Molecule: messenger RNA, 2391 nt
Organism: Ceraceosorus guamensis
Lineage: Eukaryota; Fungi; Basidiomycota; Exobasidiomycetes; Ceraceosorales; Ceraceosoraceae
Product: alcohol oxidase
Exons: 6
Coding region: 248-2242 (664 amino acids)
Molecular function (GO): flavin adenine dinucleotide binding; oxidoreductase activity, acting on CH-OH group of donors
Source: RefSeq, a predicted model, not a curated record
GUGCGGUCGGGAUGCAGAAGUGCCAAUGCACAACCGAAUCCAGACGGGCUUGUGUGUAAGCGUCCCGCACUCGAUCCCACCAGUGACCAAGCGACGCUCCGACACGGAUGGGAUCGAAUCUCGGAUAUACUCGUGACUCCCACUUGCCUCACCUCCAGACGCUGCUGACCAGGCAGCCCUGGGCGCGGGCGAUACCCGCGUCGCCCAACACGACCCGAAAGUCGCGCUCAUACUCCUGCACUUCGUCAUGACCUUCUUCAGCAGCGUCUUCGGCGCCUCCUCGCCUGGCCAAGUCAAAGCGUCGCAAGCAGGCACUCGAGUCGAGGCCUUCCCACGCCUUUCCUCUCGUCAAGCUCCUCCUGCUCCAGCAAAUGCGACGGAAUACACGCACAUCAUUCUGGGAGCUGGCACCAGCGGCUCAGUUCUGGCAUCAAGACUGUCGGAGAAUCCCGAUAACAAGAUCCUGGUGCUGAAUUACGGGCCGCGCGUCGAUGAUGUCCUCUCCCGGCUACCGCUUUUCAGCAUCGUUCGAAGCUACGAUCCAAAGUAUGCGUUCAUUAGGUAUACUACACCUCAAAAUGGUCUGGGAGGGAGAAGCGUACGAAUGCUCUCAGGAAAAGUCGUUGGAGGAUCGAGCGCCAUCAAUGCUUCCAUCUACACGCUUGGCCCACACGCCGAGCUAAACGCGUGGGCAGAAAAGCUGCAGGCUCCAAGCUGGUCAGCCUCCGCUUUGGAAUCUGUUCUCAGACUUCCCAAGCAUCGCAUCGGCUGGUCGAGCAACAAGACGGCGACUGCGCCUCCUGCGCCCGACUCCAACGGUGCAAAAGCUGCGAAAGGCCUGCAAAGCUCGUCGACAGAGCCCGUCGGGCCCUGGGAAACGUAUCACCCUCGUCAGCACAAGUUUGAGCAGACCGCUCUCAUCCUGAAAGAGCUGGACAGCAUGGGCAUCAAGACCGUCGUCGAUUCCCACAGCCCUGCUGCCUCCUCGAGCAAAGGCCCCAUCGGAACGGCAAGCUUUACGCUCCAGGCCUCGCACGCUAGCGACGGCACCAAGUGUCACGCUGGCAAUGCAUUCCUGACCGAUGCUGUGCUCUCGAGGCCAAACCUAACACUUUGCACAAACGUCAACGUGCUGCGUCUGCAACUCGGCGAAGGGAGCAGCGGCAACCUAUCCGCCAAAGGCGUCUGGUUCGAGGAGCUGCAAAGCGCAAAACCAAGUGCGGACUCCAACGCCGCGUAUUACGCAGCUUCGAACUCGGUCAUUCUCUGUCAAGGAGUCUACGACACGCCCAUGCUGCUUCAUCAUAGCGGCAUUGGACCUACACAUCUUCUCAAAUCGCUCGACAUUCCUGUGCGCCUCUCGCUGCCUCAGGUCGGCGCCAACCUGCAGGACCACGUCGCCGUACCGCUGCACUUCUUGGUACCGCGGGAAAAGUCUGGAUUAAAGAUGGUCGAAGGUGCCUCAGCUCUUUUAUACGGCAUUCGCAACGCGUGGGACUACUUUCGGCACGGCAAGGGCCUAUUCACGAGCACUGGUUUCAUGGAAAGCGCUGCGUGGUUCAACACGCAGGACGUUGGUCAUGAUGAAAGCGGAGAUAUCAUCGUCAAAUGUGCAGACCCGUACCGUGUGGCCGACAUCGAGUUGAUGUUCUCGACGUACUACAUCGACGAUUCCUUUCCAAGAUAUGCGGGGCUGGAAGAUGGACUCGGUGUGAUCGGAGUCCUUGUUGUGCUCGCUCAGCCAAAUGCCGCUGGAUCGGUGCGCCCAGCAAGUGCAGACCCAAGAGACGUCCCUUUGAUCGAUCCUGCAUACCUGUCAGAUCCCGACGACUUGAAACGUCUGGCUCUUGCGACAAAAGUCGCUUUGCAAGUCGUCAGGCGUCUAAAGCAGACUGGUUUCGAGGUGUCUCCCGCUAGUAUACCCGGCAGAGAUGGAAUGACUGGCAGGUGGUGUUUUGACGGACCCACAGAUUUCAACGCAUUUCCUCAUCCAGAGGAAAUACCACAACCAGUCUACGAGUCGUGGAUCAGGGCGAAUGCUAGACCAAUCUACCACGGCACCUCCACCAUGGCUCUGCGCUCCCCCAACGACACUCCCAUCGAUGCGCAAGAACUUACCCUGAAAGGCGUCGAUGGCUUGCGCGUGUGCGAUGCAAGCAUCUUCCCCAACGUUCCAAGCACGCACCCUCAAAGCUGGAUCUUCGCGCUGGCGGAGAGGCUCGCCAGAAGGAUGAGCGAGUAACGCGGCGCUUGGCCAUCUCGCUUGGCUUGAUGCUGACCAUAUAUAUCCGCUGUGGCAAGUCUCGCACGACUCACUGUUCUAGUCGUCCGCGUGCAGUACCAAUCUGAAAACAAGACAAUUGACGAAUGCUAAUCAAAUUUGAUCAGCGC